AUGGUUUGCCAAGAUUUAGUGAAAGGGUAUGAAAGGAGAGUUAAUUCUGCAGGGUGCUUGAUUAAGCUAGACCUUCAGAAGGCCUAUGACUCUGUUGAAUGGGACUUCAUUGAAAAAAUGAUGAUUGCCCUUAAUUUUCCUGUUCAGUUCACUCAAUUGGUGAUGCAAUGUGUGAGGUCUCCUAAAUUCUCUCUGUCCAUUAAUGGCUCUUUGCAUGGCUUCUUUGAAGGGAAAAGAGGGCUCAGGCAGGGUGAUCCUCUUUCUCCCUUACUUUUUGUUCUGUGUAUUGAGUAUCUAUCCAGAAUUCUGGUGUUGGUUGGUGAGAAGAAGACGUUCAAGUUUCAUCCCAGGUGUACUGAGAUCAAAUUGAAUCACAUGUGCUUUGCAGAUGAUAUCAUUUCUGUGCUGCAAGGGGGAAUUUAA
Molecule: messenger RNA, 423 nt
Organism: Spinacia oleracea (spinach)
Lineage: Eukaryota; Viridiplantae; Streptophyta; Magnoliopsida; Caryophyllales; Amaranthaceae
Product: secreted RxLR effector protein 78-like
Exons: 1
Coding region: 1-423 (140 amino acids)
Source: RefSeq, a predicted model, not a curated record